Molecule: messenger RNA, 2217 nt
Organism: Acanthopagrus latus (yellowfin seabream)
Lineage: Eukaryota; Metazoa; Chordata; Actinopteri; Spariformes; Sparidae
Gene: lrrc41
Product: leucine rich repeat containing 41
Exons: 10
Coding region: 101-2074 (657 amino acids)
Source: RefSeq, a predicted model, not a curated record
AGAAGAAGAAGAAGAAGAAGAAGACGACACACACACACACACACACACACACACACACACAGAGUCCACCGACAGACAUUCACACAGAGACACAGACGGGAUGGGGGACAACGCUGGGAGCGCGGAGCAGGGCCGGUCAGCGGACAGGUGUCUGAAGGUGCUGUGUCUCCAGGCUGUCCGCACACAUUUCUCUGCUCUCGGGGUUCAGGCUCUUCUCGAUCUUCCAGUGCCUCUCAUUAAGGAUCUUCUGCAUCAUCUGACUAUCUGUCAACUGGAUGAGCUCCAGCCUGCCCUCAAUCAAAGAGGGAUAUCAACAUACUCUGCAUGGGUCAGAGUCCUGCUGGACAUAUGCGGACGGAAGCAUGUAAUUGACGUGCACACAGAAGAAGAGGCCAAACACAGAGUGAUGAGGAGGCUGUUUACUGCUGUCUUCUACGGCUUCACCAACUCGUUCAUCAGACGAAACCUCACAGAUCUGAGCAGCCCAUCCUUCCUGAUGGCUGCAGCUAAAUGUGUCAGACAUUUCUCUCUCAUGACCAUGCACAAGCCUCUUCAAGGUUUAACUGCUGAGCAGCGGCCUCUUCUCAUCCUCCUGGAGAAGCACAUCAGGAGUGUGGGUGUGUCACAGUGCAUCGAUUUAAAGAAAAAGACAGAGACUGCCCUGUAUGUCCUCCACCGCCUACUGGACCAUGGGGUGGCUACAGAACUGGUCGUGCACCUGCAGUCUCCCAUAGUGCUGGCCUGGCUCCUUCAUGGACGGGGAUCUCAAUAUAUGAACCCUGAGCUGAAGAACCUGAUGCACAGUGAGAAUCUGAGCUGUAAUUCAGCAGCUGCUUUAGCCAGUGCUGACAAGGCCAACUGCAGUUUAAGUCUCAGAGCGAGGCCUUCAGAGGACCAGGAGGGUCAGGUCCCAGCAUGUAAACGCUCAAAGAUGGAUUGUGUGUCUGUGGAGGAGGAGGGGGAGUCAUACUAUACUAUGGACCCACAGGCUCUCUGUCCGCUUUUCAGUCUAUGUAAUGGUUCCUCAGCAGGACCUUGUCCAUCGGGACAGAUCCAUCAUCUGGAGAUCAGGAACUGUGGGUCCGACUCCCUGACUGUACUGAACCCUGCCCUGCCCACAUUCUUCUGCCUGCGCUCUCUGACACUACACAGCUACUACUCAACCUUCAGGGAUCCAGAUGUGUGGAGCCUGUCUGUAGCCCUGAGGCAGCUGUUUCAUAGCUCCUGCAGCUCCCUCACUCAUCUGACAGUCAGUGUCCUGCCCCGCACUGACUUCAUGGAGAUCCUGCUGGAUUCAAUCCCUACCGUGACAUCACUGCAUGUGGAGAUCCAGUCUGUGAUGGGCUUCUCACCACGUGAUCCCCAGACAGCUGAGUCACUCAUGUCAGAGCUGCGUCUUGAGAAGCUGACAAUCAAAGUAGCUGAGCUCCAGACAGAUGUGCACUGGAUCACAUCUGUGCUCAGACGAUCUCCACAUCUGACCUCAUUCCAUGCUGCCGGGAUCCGAUUGCCAAUUGGCUCCUCUCACAGUCAACUGCUCACCACUCUUUCAGAGUCCAGCCGCUUAUUGAGGAGUUUGAACCUGGAGGACAUGAAGCUUUCUGACUGUCUCCCUGACCUCCUGAAUCUGCUGACAGUCUGCAGGUUGGAAGAGCUCAGCUUGAAUGACUGCCGCCUCCUUGAGAAGUGUAGUAACCAGGAGGAGGGUUUACAGCAGCUGGUGUCUGCUCUGAGGACGCUACCCUCUCUGCACACACUCAGCCUGGCUCAGAACCGCCUCGCCAGCAGUGUGUCUGUGCUUGCACAGCUGUUCUCCAGAGGCUCAGCGAGCUCAGUGAAACGACUGGAUAUCAGUUCCAACUUCAUUCAGCCUGCUGAGCUGCUGGACUUCGCUGAGAGACUGGAGACACAUUGCCCUCCGCACCUGCUGACUCUGGACCUCAGGAAGAACCCAGCGGAUCGAGACCCACACACAUGGAACACUGCACUGAAGGGGCUCCGUCCCUUCUGUGUUCUCCUCGUUGAAGGAUGGACAUCCACCAACAUGAUGGCAGACCACAUCAGCAACAUGUGAACACAGCACUACCUGUAGAGUGACAGGUGUCUAUAUAUUUGUACUUUUGUAAAGUUUUGAUAAUUUCUUUUUGACAGAAGAGCGACUACAAUCAAUUUGAAUCUUUAGUGUUCAAUAAAACCCACAAAAUGUCCUGAAAAUCA